Messenger RNA from Vombatus ursinus (common wombat), 1349 nucleotides. RefSeq names its product chromosome unknown C19orf24 homolog (gene FAM174C). Gene Ontology annotation, cellular component: extracellular region. Lineage: Eukaryota; Metazoa; Chordata; Mammalia; Diprotodontia; Vombatidae. The record is from RefSeq and is a predicted model, not a curated record.
CGAGGGCGGGGCAUCGCCGCUGCCGCUAAUCCCCCCGCCAUGGGGCCGCGUCUGCUGCUGCUCGCACUCUUGUGCAGGGCAGGAGUCUGGGCCGUUGAGACGUCGAUGUCACCGUCUGUGAUGAACGGGAGCAGUCUGGUCGUGUCUGCGGCCCCUCACAACGAAACCAGAAUAGUCCUGCCGGGCUCUGGGCCAGGACAGAUGCUGAAGCGCUCCUUUUACGUGCUUACUGGCUUCUGUGGACUGGUUGCGCUCUAUUUCCUCAUCCGGGCCUUCAGAAUAAAGAAACCGCAGCGGAGGAAGUAUGGUCUGCUCUCAAAUACAGAUGACCACAUGGAGAUGGCUUCAGUGGAGAGUGACGAAGAGACGGUCUUUGAGACGAGGAACUUGAGAUGUCAUCUCCUGGGUAAACAGCUUGGCUCCCUGAGAUGCUUCAUCAGCACCUUAGGUCUGAUCUACAGUCAUGGCUCUUGGGCAUGGUCCAGGCCUACCUGUCACUGGGGCUGGGUUUAGAGCUGGAAGGGGCUUAGCGAUCGAUCUUCUGGUCCUGCCCCCUUAUUGUACGGGUGAGGAGAGGGCAGGGCCUUGCUGAAGGGCCCCCCAGGCAGGUAAGCUGCAGAAGCAGGAUAUGAAGCCUUGUUCUCUGACUCGACUCUCCCUGGUAUGCUUCCCGGAGCCUGCCGGGCUAGAGGGUACGGGGGUGGGGGUGGAGAAUUGGUGCUUCUUGAGCUCGGAAGUUGUCCAGGCAGUGCAGGAGCCAGGCAGCGAGGGAGGGCUGGUGGAAAGAUCUCUGGAUCUGGAGAUGGGAAAUGUGCAUUCUUCUACUCACUCGCUGUGUUUACUCACUGUGUGGCCGUGGCCGAGUGUCUUGUCCUCGGGUCUCAGUUUCAUCAUCUGUGAAAUAAGAGAGUGGGAGUUGAGUCCUUUCCGCCUCUGAAUCCUGUGAGCUUGGGGGCACUUUUGGUGAGGAGACUGUGAAGGUGAGGCAGCAGGAAGCCUCUUGUGGGAUUCCUGUCCUGGCAGGUACCAGGCUCAGGGUGUGACCAGCCCAGAGCUUGCCGGGUGAGUGAGUCAUGUGAGGGAGCUGAGGAGGAGGUGAAUCUGGCUGUCCGCUCCCACGCCUCCAGACUCACCUGUUCCUAAACCCUCCUACAGCGACUUGUGGCUAUUAUGAAAAGUGCCCCCCCCCCCCAAAAAAAAGCCCAUCACAGAGAGACUGUCCAAGGAUUCCCUGCCCAUUUCUUUAGGUCACCAAGUAAUGCCCAUACUUUGGUGUUAGAUUGUAAGCUCCUUGAGGGCAGGGACCAUCUUUUGCCUCUUUUUAUAUCCCUAGCCCUUAGCACAGUACC